AUGCGGACAAAUCAGCAUGGAACAGGACCAAAGACUGACGACAGGGUAGAAACACAAGUCAUUUUAAAGUACAUGUGCCAGCCGUUCCCGGAUAGAAAGAUGCCCACAGGUGAUGUGGAUGCUGACUACGAAUAUCACACCAUUCGAAAUGGUCAAACAGCCACUUCUAACACAUUUGCUGACCAUUCUCCGGAGUCACAUCAAAUUUCGAAACAUAACGGACUUCAUGAGCUGCACAAUUACUAUCAAGCUUAUUAUCGCAGAUAUAGAAAUAAAGGUAAGAUUUCUGUUUCUCUCUCUCCUUCUCUCUGUGCCUCUACCAAUCUUAGUUUAGUAUUUGUAAGGUCUUUACCCAAGGGAACAGUUACUGUGGCAACCAUCUUACAAGGCAAUAUUGCUUUCUAUCUCUCUCUUUCUCUCUGUGCCUGUAUCCAUCAAUCUUAGAUUAGUAUUUAGAAGGUCUUUACCCAAAGGGAACAGUUAUCGUAGCAACCAUCUUACAAAUCAGAAAGGUAUAAAUGCAUCAAGAAAUUUAGUAAUUUGUGUUUCAAAACACCAAAUCUGCGUGAAAUAAAUUGUGUUGUACAAAGAAUCGAUAUGUGUUCAGUAACAGAGAAUAUUUUUAUCCUUCACAGGUUUGUUCACCGCUGACCAACCGCUUGCUGGCGAUUUAUCAAUUUACACACGACAGAAUUGUCAAGGUACCAUAAGGGGCGUGGACGUCCCCGAAGAACGCGAUUACUAUCCGUACAGGGGACCCACACCAUAA
Messenger RNA from Pocillopora meandrina, 769 nucleotides. NCBI's taxonomy places the organism in Eukaryota, Metazoa, Cnidaria, Anthozoa, Scleractinia, Pocilloporidae. The record is from the annotation of a GenBank genome assembly.